This is a messenger RNA of Lodderomyces beijingensis, 414 nucleotides long. The record is from the annotation of a GenBank genome assembly. Lineage: Eukaryota; Fungi; Ascomycota; Pichiomycetes; Serinales; Debaryomycetaceae.
AUGGUGAUGACUGUGGUGGAAACCUUGGACACGGUGCUGAGGGGAGUGGUGGAUGAGGAUGGAGCAACAGGCUUACUAGAAGCAGGCACUGGAGUUGAGCUUACAGGCUUGCUGGACACUGGAGUUGAGCUUCCUGGUUUACUGGACACGGUACUGAGGGGAGUGGUUGAUGUAGCAGGUUUGGUAGUGGUUGGAACUGAGGAAGAGGUCGGUGGCUUGGAUGAUGAUGGUGGGACUGAGGAUGAAGUUGGUGGUGGUGGUGGCUUUGAAGAUGAAGGUGGGACUGAAGACGAAGUUGGUGGUGGUGGUGGCUUGAAUGAUGAUGAAGGUGGGACUGAAGACGAAGUUGGUGGUGGCGGUGGCUUUGAAGAAGAAGAAGGGGGGAGCGAGGACGAAGUGGUCAAUGGACAGUAG